Molecule: messenger RNA, 5073 nt
Organism: Daphnia carinata
Lineage: Eukaryota; Metazoa; Arthropoda; Branchiopoda; Diplostraca; Daphniidae
Gene: Hcf
Product: host cell factor 2-like
Exons: 8
Coding region: 79-4395 (1438 amino acids)
Biological process (GO): chromatin remodeling; regulation of DNA-templated transcription
Cellular component (GO): histone methyltransferase complex
Molecular function (GO): transcription coactivator activity; protein binding
Source: RefSeq, a predicted model, not a curated record
UGCCACCGCGGAUUGAAGCCGAAGGAAACCGAAACGAAACGCCAGUUGGCUAGUAGUGGAUAAAAAAGUGAUGGAAUAAUGGCGGCUCCCAUCAGUCCCAUGUUAAAGUGGAAAAAAAUUGCGAAUCCGGCUGGUCCGAACCCUCGGCCACGUCAUGGACACCGUGCGAUUUCAAUAAAAGACUUAAUGAUUGUUUUUGGUGGUGGCAACGAAGGAAUUGUGGAUGAAUUACACGUCUACAACACCACAUCCAACCAAUGGUUUGUCCCUCCAGUAAAGGGUGAUAUUCCACCAGGAUGUGCAGCUUAUGGUUUUGUAGUGGAUGGUACGAGGAUUCUUGUAUUUGGUGGCAUGGUUGAGUAUGGCAAGUACUCAAAUGAGUUGUAUGAGCUCCAGGCAAGUCGGUGGGAAUGGCGACGUCUGAAAGCAAGAGCUCCUGAUAAUGCAGCAGCUCCCUGUCCACGUCUGGGUCACAGUUUUACUAUUCAUGGGAAUCGAGUCUUCCUUUUUGGUGGACUAGCCAAUGACAGUGAAGAUCCCAAGAAUAACAUCCCUAGGUACUUGAAUGACCUCUACAUUCUUCACAUCACUCCUACUGGGCAAAAGGAGUUUUGGGAAUUGCCGGUCACUUUUGGUGAGCCCCCCUCGCCACGGGAAUCUCACACUGCCGUCACGUUCAAUCGCGAUGGGACAAGUCCUAAACUUAUUAUCUACGGAGGAAUGAGUGGUUGUCGACUGGGAGAUUUACACAUACUAGAUGUCAAUACCAUGUCGUGGACUAAACCUUUGGUGAAUGGAGCACCUCCCCUUCCAAGAUCUUUACACAGCGCCACAUUAAUUGGUCAUCAGAUGUACAUAUUUGGAGGCUGGGUGCCAUUGGUUAUGGAUGAUAUGAAAAUGCCCACACACGAAAAAGAAUGGAAAUGCACCAACACUUUGGCUUGUCUCGACUUAAAUUCAAUGACCUGGGAGCCUUUAACUAUGGAAGUGUACGAUGAGUCGGUUCCCCGAGCACGAGCUGGGCAUUGUGCUGUUGGCAUUCAUACGCGUCUCUAUGUAUGGUCGGGUCGUGAUGGAUACAGAAAAGCCUGGAAUAACCAAGUGUGCUGUAAAGACCUUUGGUUCCUGGAGACGGAAAAACCACCAGCACCUGGCCGCGUCCAGCUUGUUCGUGCUUCCACGAAUAGUUUGGAAGUCUGCUGGGGCGUGGUGCCUACUGCAGAAGCCUAUCUUCUUCAAAUCCAGAAAUAUGAAGUCCCACCUGCCGGAGCUACUCCUGCUUCCGGAGCUGACGCUGCCUCCCCAGCUCCAGCUCCUACUCCCACCACGCCGUCUACACCUACCACUCCUUCUACACCAGUUCGCGCUCCCGGAUCACUACACCCAUCCAGCAUCAGACAAGCCACUCCUCAAGGAACACCAGUAGGUGUUGGUAGAGGAGCCAAUAUUGUUAGAGUUCGAGCCCCCGUUGGCGGCCAAACGAUUCGUGUCCUUGGACCUGCUGGGCAAACGCAAAUCAUCCGCGCCGGAGCCAGCCCCAACCAGCCAGGAAUGUCUGGCAUCCAAGCCUUAGCAGCUGCCGCCGCCCAAACUCAACGAUUACCUACACCUACAAGCUCGGCAACAGGCGUUCGAAUGGUACAGCCAACUUUGCUUACUUCUCAAGGCGUUCGUGUUACUCCUGUACCGGGCACUGUAAGUGGUGCACAAACGGUUCGAUUAAGCAGCGGCGCCACCAUACUCAAAGCUGGCACCACCCUUCAAGGGUUACAGACUAUUCAGACGGCAGGUGGCAAGCAAAUCAUAUUGCAAAAAUCUGGCGCGGCGGGUGUUGGAGGCCAGCCACAGAUCGUUACCCUGGUGAAAACAAGCCAAGGCAUGACUGUUGCAACUGUUCCGAAAGGCAUGAGCCUUGUUCAGGCAAAGCCGGGCACAACGGGUGGCGUGACCACAGUACAAGGUUCACCCAAAGGUAUACCACAGGGUGCUACCAUUGUGAAAUUGGUUGGCCAAGGUCAGGCGGGCGCUAAAGGAACUGCCACCUUGCUCCAAGCCGGGCAGCAGGUACCUGCAGGAGCCCUGAUGACUGUUGGAGGAAAGCAGCAGAUGGUUACAACACAAAAUAUCGGGGGUAAACAAACAAUUGUCAUUACCCGGCCAGGCGGACAAGGCACAGCUCUUAAGCAGCAAGGGGGACAACAAGUAAUCGUUGUAUCGUCAGCCGGUGGAAUGCGGACCGUUCAAGCCGCUGCUACCGUUCAAGCCGGCGGUCAAGCGGGAACGCAAACAGUUAAUGUCUUACCUACUACCGGACAAGUCACCACCGGACCUGGGGGUGUCAAGAUGAUAGUCGUAUCUCAGGGCGUAGUCACCUCAUCGACUUCAUCUUCCAGUACGAGCACAGCUGGAAUUGGCGGGACGAAAACUAUUUCUAUACCCGCUGGAGCCCUCCAGAAGACGAUGACGCUUGCGAGGGCAGGAGGACCUCAGGGUCAAGUAAUUACUCUGCCCGGUGGCCAAACUUUGGUGGGAUCUGGUCAGCAGACGAUCACCCUGGGAGGAAAGCCGGUUACGGUUCAAGUGUCAACGGCUCCCGGUGGACAAAAAACAGUCACUUUAGUCACCAGCCAAGGAACAGGUGCCAUUCCCGCCAACGUUGCCAAAUUACUUUCAGCGGGAGGAGGCCAAUCGAAAGUCGUCUUGGUACCUCAGAGCACGGUGACCACCACCGCUGCUAUCAGUAACCAACCCGAAACUGUUUCUAGCACUCAGUCGACCCCUUCGGCUACGUUGAGCUUAUCAGACGGGCCAGCCACAACUGAUGCCGCAUUGGCAGCUCUCGCCGCUGAAGCUGGUUUAAUAGAUCCGCCACUGACCGAAGAAACCGACGCUGCCACAGCCGUGGCCGCCAAUGACGCUGCGGCCAUACCUGUCAGCAUCGAAAAUGAAGACGCCUUACAACUUCUUGCUGGAAUGAGUGCCGAGAUGGUCGAUUCUGCUAACCCCACCGUAGAUGCAGCUGCGGCCACAGCGGUAGCCCAGACAGAAACACCUUUGACUGGUAACAGUGUUUCGGAUAGUACCGACGUUCCCAUUGCGCCAACAACCAGUGCCGUGGAUGUCACUCCCGAUUCUCUAAUGGAACCGAACGCCGAGAGUUCCAUUCUUGGCGAGAAGGCUCCCUCUGAAAAUGAUGAGGCAAUGUUAGCCAACGCUGCUAUUCGUCCGGCAGAAACAGAUGCCGCGGUUUCGAAUGUCGCGGAGCCUGAGACGAACACAACAAAUGAACCGGCCAACGAGCCCGUGGACGAGCCUGCAGCCGUUCCUUGCGAGCCGGAGCCCCCUUUGCCUAAGGAAGAAAAGGCCGAACUACCUGCAGCUGCGGAGAUUAAAGAUGAAACUAAAGCGGAAGCCGCGAUUGCUAGCCAACCAGAAGCGGUCGAAGCGGAGUCCCCAAAACCAAUCGCCGUGCCAGACUCGCCAGUGAAAGUAGCCAAACCGGUCGUAGAAGCGGAUUCUACGAGUGUUGCCACGCCCAAGAAAUUGGACGCUGAUCAACUAGCUAUGGAUACGGAACCAUCAGACCCACUAUCCACAUUGGCCUCAGCAGCCGUCAUCAAAGCGGAAGCUAUUGUUGUCAAAUCAGAGGCUCCGUCUAACGGGAUCAAGCAAGAAGAACCCAAGAUCGACUUGAAAAAGAUCGACGGCAUUUGGUUUGAUGUUGGCCUCGUCAAGGGCACGACGUCCACCGUUCAACAUUUCCUAUUGCCGUCGAGCGGCGGAGGGCUCGAAGACCGGAUAGAUCAUGAGACAGUAACUCUCCAGCCUGACGCGGAGUUGGCCAUGAAAAAGCUCGAACUUCAACCGGGCACAGCGUACAAAUUCCGAGUAGCCGGCGUGAACUCGUGCGGAAGAGGGUCGUGGAGUGAAGUUUCGGCUUUCAAGACUUGCCUUCCUGGAUUCCCAGGGGCGCCGUCGGCAAUAAAAAUUUCCAAAUCACCUGAAGGUGCACAUCUUUCAUGGGAGCCUCCUCAGAGUACCGCCGGAGAAAUAACAGAAUAUUCAGUCUACUUAGCGGUUAAAGGAACUUCAGCUCAGUCUGUAAGCGGACCAUCCCAAUUGGCGUUUGUUCGCGUGUACUGUGGGCCCUCCUCGCAAUGUACUGUGCCCAACGCGUCGUUGUCGUCAGCGCACAUUGACACGACGACGAAACCCGCCAUCAUUUUCCGCAUUGCGGCGCGGAAUGAAAAAGGAUACGGACCGGCGACGCAAGUUAGAUGGUUACAAGAUUCGAGUACUGCCCCAACUCCAGCCAAAGGUGCAGUAAAGCGGGGAUCCGAGACUUCCAAAUCAGCUACGGCAGCCGCUGCCAAGCGAUCACGAGCCGACGAUUAGAAGAAGAACCUUAAAAUGGUUUUUAAAUUUUUUUAAAGAAAGAGAACGACAGCAUCAACAUAUUAAAGGAGUACUGUUACCUGGCGUCAUCCACAUUUACAUUCAUACAUCAGUGUACGUUUGAAAAGGUUGAAGUGCAGAUUGUUGCUUUUGCGUGUUAUUACCCCUCCGUCGGAAAUGAUUCGGUUUUUACGCCUACACACCCCAUCUAUUCAUCAUUAAUUUGAUAAUUGUCAUUUGUCAUUACAAAAAGAAGCGGCGUCAUCCUCCCACCCCCCCACCCUACCAUUAAUUGUCGUACGGAUUGUGAAAAGUUAUGGCUGUUUUUGUUUCUAAGAGCUUCGUGCAGGCAAUCACCUGUUCGUCUUCUUAGAAUCUAACAGCUUUUGUCCUACGGUUUCCCUUCAACAAAUUUUCAUCGGUUAUCAUGAAAAUAUUAUUUUGUAACCUUUCGAAGUUUUCUUUUUUACUCGGAACAGUUAUUCGCUAAAGUCGACAGUUGAGGAAAAAAGCCGUUUAAUUUCGCCGGUUCUCGAUUCUCAUUCAAGGCCUACAGCACACUAUCCUUAUAUCCAUCUCGUCGCAUUGCAGUAACGUGAGCCCUCAUCUGUCUAUUCGAAUACACUAAACAUUUCUAGAAAAAGGUGACUCAUGUCAUUGCCAUCUGUCACCAUGCUA